Marchantia polymorpha subsp. ruderalis is the source of this 1912-nucleotide messenger RNA. Lineage: Eukaryota; Viridiplantae; Streptophyta; Marchantiopsida; Marchantiales; Marchantiaceae. The record is from the annotation of a GenBank genome assembly.
GUUCGACGACGCUGAUCUGCGAACGGGAGUGUGUCUGAUGUCAGUCUGCUGAUCCGCAGGCGGUGCCAGAGUUUGUGUCGAGAGGAUUCAGAGCAAAUUUGUUCCCCGGGGGUUCCAAGUCUGCGGAGAUUUCAUGAAUUUUGCUCGACCGUCGUGGAAUUCGGGAGAAAGCUGGAGCUGAUUCUGUGAGCCUCGCGUCUUGUGCCUCUCGAUUGGAAUUUCGUUGUCGAGCUCGGCAGAGCCAAUAAAUUGUCGGGCCGUUUUCUUGGCUCGUACAAGCCAUCGAAUCGGUUGGUUGGUUUGGCUGAUUGGUGUCAUCUGCGUGGAGUGAUCUGUGAACUUUCGAUUGGAAAAAAGACGCCGAGGGAGUCAUGCCAUUUGGACAGAUUGUUAUCGGUCCGCCCGGGUCUGGGAAGACCACCUACUGCCAUGGACUGUCCCAUUUCUUUGAGCUCAUCGGCAGGAAGACUGCGGUUGUCAACCUCGAUCCUGCAAAUGAUACCUUACCAUACGAGUGCGCUGUCAACAUCGAGGAAUUAGUUAAGCUGGAAGAUGUGAUGUCGGAGCAUAACCUGGGGCCCAAUGGAGGUUUGGUCUACUGUAUGGAUUAUUUGGAGAAGAACAUUGACUGGUUGAAAGCGAAGCUGGAACCUUUUAAAGAUCACUACUUGCUGUUUGAUUUUCCUGGCCAAGUGGAGCUCUUUACAUUACACAAUAAUGCAAAGAAUGUGAUCACGGAGAUGGUUAGGAAAUGGGACUAUCGGCUUACAGCCGUGCAUUUAGUGGAUGCCCAUCUUUGCAGUGACCCUGGAAAGUACGUCGGAGCACUGCUUCUAUCAUUAUCAACAAUGUUGCACUUGGAGCUUCCGCACAUCAAUGUUCUCUCUAAAAUCGAUCUUAUAGAAAGCUAUGGCCAACUUGCCUUCAACUUGGACUUCUAUACGGACGUUCAAGACCUUCAAUACCUUCAGUACCAUCUUAGUGAAGAUGCUCGGUCUGCAAAGUACAGAAAGCUAACGAAGAACCUGUGUGAAGUCGUUGAAGACUUUGGUCUGGUUAAUUUCACAACCCUCAAUAUACAGGAUAAAGAAAGUGUUAUGGAUCUUGUGAAACUGGUUGACAAAAGCAACGGGUAUGUCUUUUCUGGCAUUGAAGGCAACAUCAGCGCUUACAUGAAGAUUGCUGCGGGGCCGACGAAUUGGGAUUACUACAGAACAGCUGCAGUGCAAGAAAAAUACAUGAAGGGCGAUGCAGAUCUUGAAACCAACAGGGGCACCCCCAGUUGAAUCAUUAUGUCUACGACACACGAUGACGUCAUUCGUCGAUGCUGUCAAGUGUUUUUUCUUCGACAGCCUUGACAAUUCGGUCCUCAUAUUUGUAAAGCUUUCUGACGGCCUAGUCGAAUCACCUCCUUGAACAACGAAAUCACGAGGUUGCUAUUUCCCGGAGCAGCCAUUCUUUGUGAUUUGCGGAUCGCUGGUAUACCAGUGAUCCGUUGGAGUCUUUACUUGCUGAUGUUGGUCCCCAUAAACAACGAAUUAUUAGUUUUCGGAAGUGUUGCGAUAGCUUUCCCGUGUUUGAAGGGUUUGUACUAAGCAAAUUGUGGGAUCUGUAAAAAAUCAAUAGUAGAGAAGUCUUCUUCUGAAUAUGUUGGCCUGCGAGCAGCGCAUGAACAAAUAAAUGUCUAUGUAGAGACAUGUAAAGAUUGCAGUGAGUAGACGCCGGAACAAGGAUUGACAAGAAAAAAUGUACUUUCUGCUGCACUCUUUUAUCGUCCUCGGGUGUCAAAUCAAUCUAUUCCAAGUAAACCCGAUCGUCAAGGUAUGUCUAAUGCUGAUGGCUCGUUGUAGCUUCUGCGAUCUUUUCAUGUUUUAGCUAUAGACGAUUAUGUUAUCAAUUAAAGUCGAUUUCG